Molecule: messenger RNA, 7002 nt
Organism: Choloepus didactylus (southern two-toed sloth)
Lineage: Eukaryota; Metazoa; Chordata; Mammalia; Pilosa; Megalonychidae
Gene: NKPD1
Product: NTPase KAP family P-loop domain containing 1
Exons: 4
Coding region: 2273-5044 (923 amino acids)
Source: RefSeq, a predicted model, not a curated record
GGUGGCCCCUGGCGCCGGCAGCCUUGCCAGCAUCUCUGCCCCAAAAACAAGUCUGGGGCUGCCCUCUGCCCAGCAGGAUGCAAAAUCGGAGCCUCUCCCCGGGGAGCCGGGCCCGGGGUGGGGAGCUGGGGGGGGCUGCGUGGGCUGAGGACAGACGGGGCAGCCGGACACCCCCGUCCCCUCGUUGCACACACGGCCAUGCCUGAGGCGUCCAGCAAACAGGAGUAGGACCCAGAACGAGGCCCACCUAGGGGGGUGUCCCGCCAGGGCCUGUGCCCCUGCAAACUGGGGCUGGGGGUGUGACCCAAAUGGGACAGAGAAGGGUCCCCUUGCUUCAGACACCCCCAGCAGCCUCUCCUCAGCCUCUGUGGAGUCAGGUCCAGGUGCACCCCGCCCCCCCAGCCUCCGGCCCACUCCCCACACUCCUGUCUCCCUUGUAUGCAGCAGCAGCCCCCUCUUGGCACUGUGCCCAUGCUUCUGGGGCGGUUGGUCACUCCCACCCUGUGCCCCCGCAGCUCUGGACAGCUGUGGAGGGAGACACCCUUAUUUUUCCUUGGGCCCCCCUGGAGCCCAGCCCUGUGAGCACAGCGCCCAGCUCCUGGGAACCAGGGCAGAUGCCUCCCCAGUGAGUCGCGGUCACUCAGCUGGACUGGCUGGGGCGCGCGGGCCGGGGCAUGGCCGCCCUGCCUUGGAGAUGCAUGCCCCAGCGACCAGGGGUGCCCCCCAGGCCCGGCCCAGGCUCAGGCAAACGCCACACCUGGCAACCCGGAAGAUGGAGACGAGCCUUCCCGGGAGGAGGGGCUGAAGGACUGUGUGUGUGAGGGGGGACAGGAGCGUCCCAGUGGGCAGGCUUUGCUCACCCAGCAGAACUCUGCCGGGUUCCAUCUGUCCUGACCCUCCCCGUCAGACCCCCGCUUCACCCCAGCAGCCCUAGGGAGACAGGACCGGGGAGCAGAGGGGCCUCCAGAGCAGCCACGGUGCCCCCACUGGGCCCUCGCCUCGCUGAGAGUGUCUGCGAGGGGACAUCGGGGCACUGCCCCAGCAGGCAGGAGGGGAGCCUCACUCAGAGACUCCACUGCUCCCGGCCUCAGUCUCCGCAUCUGCCGAAUGGGCAUCACGCCGACCUGCCGUGGUGAGGAGGACAGGGCCGCUUGCUCCCGGUAAGCCUCCAGACGGGUGCUGUGGUGCCACAUGCAGCACUUGGAGCAGAGCCUGCUGGGUGGGGCGGGCAACUGUUAGCCGCCCUUGUUGCUCCACUAAGUGCCGGGCUCUGUGCCCAGUGGAUUCCUGGACCCAACUUCCUGCCAACCCCGAGAAGGGGGCGCCCACGCUGGCCCUCUCAGCAUUGAGGAAGCCAUGGCUCAGAGAGGUGAAGUCACUCGUCCAGGGUCACACAGCUGGGCUGUGGUGGAACUGGCAUCUGAAGCAGGAUUGGGAGACUUUCCUGGGCCCGGCCGGCGCUUCCUCCCCACCCCAGCUUCCUUUCCUCCCACGACGGGGCCAGGAGGAGCCCCUGCAGGUCCCGGCUGGGGCCUCGCCUGCCCUUUCAUUGAGGGGUUCCUGUCCCCAUCCCUUCCCUAGGGUGCUGGCGGCCCCCCAGAGAGUCCUGGCGAGCACCUGGCGGGGCGGGCUCUGGGGAAGGGGCGGGGCGGGGCGGGCCAACCGGUCGGGCCGCUCGGCUCCGGGGACUCGCGGCCGGGCCUGCGCUGACAGCCCGCGGGGCUGGCGGGGAGCUGGGGCCGUGGGGCCACGAGGCGGCCGUCAGGUACGGGGGACCCAGGGCCGGGGUGGGGGGCAGCGGGAAGGAGCCGCACAGCUGCCCCAAACCCUCACUGGGCCCCGACUCGCAGCGCCCUGGUUUCCCCCUCCCCCGGACCUCCCCUGUCCCUCCCCGCCAGGCAGCAUCCUUCCCUCGCUCUGGGUUGCCGGCUUUCCAGCCAUCUUCCGGGGACACCCCAUCUCGUCCCAAGUUUGCCGGGCCUCUCUCCCAAACUGGACCACCCCAGUUCCAUUUGCCACCCCCUCUCCCGAAUUCCCCUCCCUCCAAAUCUCAUUCCGUCCCCCAGAUGGAUCCAUCUCUGAAAUUGUAGUCACCCUAAGUUGCUCAGCUGGUCCCAGUUCUCGCCACACUGGUUCACAUCCUUUUAAGCAGCAUCAACCCUGCCCCCACGGCCCUCCGUCCCAAGGCCUCAGUUUCCCCCAAAUUUCCCCUGGCCUCUGCACCAGCCCCCACGUCCCCAGUCCAUACUCCCAAUUGUCCUGGCCUCUGGGAAUGCCCAGGGCUCCCAAACACCCAGUCACCCAACCACGGCAAUCUCACCUUCCCCGAUUAGCCUCUAGCCACCCACAGCCAUUCCCUGUCAUCCCUCCUCCGGCCAUCCCUGCCCUUCGAGACCUCCCACCUGCCUCACCCGGUGACCCGAGAACCCAGCCUCCGUGGGGUGUCUUACCUGCCGAGGCCACACGGGGCUGCCCGGGGCAGGGCAGGGACCCCGAGCACUGGGCGCUGAGCCCGGCCCCGUCCUCCCCUCCCGCCAGGAGCAGCCUGCCCGUGUCCUGCUGCCCGGCCGCCAUGCACAAGUACUACAACGUCCGCUUUGUCAAGGGCGCCCUGCCCCCUGGCAUCCCCAGCGAGCGCUACUUCUUGGACUCAGAGUUGGGGCACCAAAAAGGAUGCUGUCACCAGUGGUGCCAUGACCCAGCGGCCCCUCACGCCCACCGGCCCUGCUGGCCGCCCCCCCAGCCGCACUGGCAGCUGGUCUACACCAGCACCCGGGGGGGCUGCAAUGGCGGCUGGUGCCAGGGACCCCAGCCCCUCACCCUGCAGCAGCCGCAGCCCCAGCCCUCACCUCCCAGCCCCCUGCGGCAGCGGCUCUGCUCCACUCACGGGGUCCAGAAGGGGCGGCCUGCCACCUCUGCUGCCCCCGCAGGACUGGCCGGCGCCCCCCAGCUGCCCCCCGCACCCACCGCGGCCAGCAGCAGCCCAGCCGGCACCCGACCGGAGCCCAGCAAUUCCCGGCCCCUGCCCAGCCCCACGGCCUGCGGCCCCUUCACCUCGUACAGCUCCGACAUCCUGACGGAGGAUGACGUCUACUGCAACUGCCUGGCCAAGACCCUGUGCCAUGUGCCCGUCCCGGUGACCGUGGGUUUCUACGCCCCCUUCGGCUGCCGCCUGCACCUGAUGCUGGACAAGAUCACCGAGCUGAUGAAACAGGAGGCGGCGCAGCACGAGGCCGAGGAGCUGCAGCGCGUGCGCUGGCGGCCGCGGCGGGUACGCGGCUGGGGCUACCCGCAGCUGCUGAUGUACCUGGUGUUCCUGCAGCCCCUCAUCACCGAGCUGCACCUGCGGCGCACGAACGUGCAGUUCCUCUUCAUCCGCUUCAGCGCCUGGCACUACGCGGGCGCCGACAAGCUGUGGGCCGGCCUGGUGACCACGCUGUGCGAGGGCAUCCGCCGCCACUACGGCGCGCUACCCUUCAGCGUGUACUCGGUGCUGGGCAACAAGCCGGCCAUGUCGCCGAACUUCCACCAGCGAGAGUGGCACUGCCGGCGCCGCGUGAUCCUGGUGCUGCUGGCGCUGGUGGCAGCGCUUGGCCUCGGCGUGGCCCUGCUCUACCUGUCCCUGAGCGGCCGGGCGCUGGGCCACCACGGCGGCGCGAGCAGCAGCCUGCUCAGGGCGUUCGGCGGCGCGGCCACCACGCUGUCGGGCUCGGGGCUGCUCAUGGCCGUGUACUCGGUGGGCAAGCACCUGUUCGUGAGCCAGCGCAAGAAGAUCGAGCGGCUGGUGUCGCGUGAGAAGUUUGGCAGCCAACUGGGCUUCAUGUGCGAGGUGAAGAAGGAGGUGGAGCUGCUCACCGACUUCCUGUGCUUCCUGGAGAUCUACCAGCGGCGCCGGCUGCGCAUUGUGCUCGAGGUCACCGGGCUGGACACGUGCUGUCCCGAGCGCGUGGUGGGUGUGCUCAACGCCAUCAACACGCUGCUGUCCGACAGCCACGCGCCCUUUAUUUUCAUCCUGGUCGUGGACCCCAGCAUCCUGGCCGCCUGCCUCGAGAGCGCCGGCUCCAUGAAGGGCAUGGCGGACAACGGCUACCACUUCCUCAACCGCACCGUCACUCUGCCCUUUUCCGUGCCGGUCAUGGGCCGCCGCACCAAGCUGCAGUUCCUGCAAGACGCGGUGCAGAGCCGCGACGACUUGCUCUACCGCGAGAUCACGCGCAAGCUGCGGCCGCUGGACGGCGGGGGCGCGGACGGCGGGGGCGCAGGCGGCGAGGGCGCGCAGCUGCUGGGCGCAGAGAUGCAGGCGGGGGCCGAGCGCGCGCAGAGCCGCAUCGACGCCGUGGCGGCGCGCCGCAUCCAGGAGGCGUUCCUGUGCCUGCACGACGAGAGCGACUGCCUCUACGAGUACGUGCCCGACAACGUGGUGGCCAUGCGGCGCAUCGUCAACACCGUGCCCAUCACCGUGCGCCUGCUGCUGCAGCAGCAGCAGGGCAAUUUCGGCGGCCCCACGCCGCGCCAGAUCGUGGCUUGGGUCGUGCUCGCCAACCAGUGGCCCUGUCGCCUCAGCUGGGCUCUGCAGUGCCUGGAGGACCGGCAGCAGGCCGGGGGCGGGCCCGAGGCCCGCGCGCGCCUCUGGGACGUGUUCUGUGACAACAGCCGCGAGCUGCACACCAUGACCAAGGCGUUGCAGAACGUGCUCGCCCUGGACGGCGACCCCGAGCUGUUCGAGCGCUUCCUGGGCGCCGACUUUCCCUUCAGCGCAGCGGAGGCGCAGACCCUGCUGAGCUGCACCGUCAACUUGGACCACUCCAUCCGCCGCCGCAUGGGCCUUAUCCGUGCCGUCAGCACGCUCAAUUCCCCGAGCCCACCCAAGUCCCCUGCCCGCGGCGCCCCCCACGCCGCUCCCCAUGCCGCCCACGGAGCCAACAGCGCUGCCCGGGAGCCCGCGUCAGGCCAUGCCCCCGCAGCACCUGCCCCUGGGCCUGCCGGGGAAGCCCCCCACCCCCGGGGCUGCGUGCCGGGGGGCAAGGCAAGACCCCAGGCCUGAGCGACCUUCACCCCUGGGGCAGAAUCUGGUGGCAGCAGGAGGCAACAGCUGCUCAGACUGCCUAGAGGAGGGUGUAGGGGGCCCUACUGGGCCCAAGGCCCAAGGUCAGUUGUCCAGAGUUUGGAGUGAGGCCUGUGGUGGCCACAUUCCUCGGGUGAAUCUGUGAGCCAGUCAGAGAGCCUUUGGCCGUGGCCUCCUGAGUGGGGCCGUGUGCAGGUCAGUGCCAGGGUCUGAAGGCAGGUGCAGGACCAGGGAGGAACUCAGGGUUUAAGUGCAAUAAAUGAAGGUGAGGAAAGCCCCUGCUUGGUCUUUUUGCCUUGGUCUCCCUGUCUCAGUGAGCUCGAGGGCCAGGCCUGCCCUGCCCACUGCACCUUGGCAUGGCUGGCAUGGCCGGCAUCCCCAGUGGCCAGAGGGGCUGGGGGAGCAGUGGGUGAGGCUGCAGAGGCAGGCAGAGGAGAUCAAGGGUGGAUGUGCCAGGCUGACUCAGGCCAUGGAGAGCACCCAGGUCUCUGUCCCCACACCCUAGCCUGGCCCUCUGGUGGGCAGGGCUGCAGCUGGCAUUUCCAGGGGCGGUGUCCCCGGUGACCUCAGCAGGCUGCCCCACUUCCAGGUGGCUCCACCUGCAGCAUAAUGGGUUCAUUAGCCCUCAUUGGCACCUCAGCCAGCUGAGGUGGGUGGUGCCGCUUCCGUGCAGAGAAGUAACUGUCAUUCCAGGGCUACCCAAGGGUUUGUCACUGACACCAAAGCCCCCUGGUCAGGCCCUUGUUGGGGAGUUGGGGGCAGAGAAAUCGAGCAGCAAAGAUGGGGGCACUUGUAGGCAGUUGGACUUGGAGGCAGGCAGGAGCUUAUCCCAGAGCUGGGCUGGACUCGGCCAGGGUGGCUCACACAGUUGGCCGGAGCCCCAGCAUGGAGGCAACUCCAGGGGGGCAGCUGGAGUCCUUGGUCCAGUAGCCACCCCUUCAGGUCUGGCCCUGCUCAGGACAGAGGAGCAAUCUCUGGGGAGCCCAGAGCUGUGUGCUUCAGGCCCUGCACAGUGGGGUGGGGUGCUGACCUCAUGCAUCUUAGCUCCCAGGUCAGGCACAAGAUCCAACCCCAGGCCCCUGUGAUCCGUUCACAGGUGGGCACAGUGCCCAGAGCAGGUCGGCGGGAGCCAGCCCUGAUUCUCACUGAAGCCCUCCGGAUGGAGGUGCUGUUUUCAGUCCCGGCCCCACUAAGCUGGGGCAUAGUUAGCUUGGGACCUGCUGGAAGAUCUUACCUGAAAGAGGGUGGAGCCACCACAGAGGCUCUGAGCUGAGAAGGAGGUGGGGUGUCCAGGAUGCUGUGAGACCAGCAUGUGUGCAGAUGUGUGACGGGGGCCAACACGUCUACCUUCCCUUCUGCCUCCCUUAAACCGGUUCGGGUUGGGUUUCUGUUUCUUACCCCCACCCCCCAAUCCAGGCUGACGAUAAGCUGGUCCCAGGAGUGGGGUGCAAAAGUGAGGACGCCCGUGCCAGUAUGAAGCUGCAGUCCCUGGGAGGUGGCACAGAGCAGCGGCCACACUGUUGCCUGAUGAAGCUAGCAUUUUGGGAGGUUUUGUACAAAAAGCCAAACCAAACCAGGGCGUGAGUGGCUUGGUGAGGCCGCGAUGGCUCACUGCCCCUGCUCAGACUCAGCUCCCCUCCAUGGCGUGGGGCUCUCGCCAGGGAUGUGCACCUGGGAGAGGCAGGGGGACUGGGCCUCACCAACCCAAGGGAGUGGCCGUGGUGCACGUCAGUCCCUCCGAGCUCACAGCAAAGGGGUGAGGAGCAGGGCUGCCUUCUCCGAUCUGCUCCCCCGUUUUCCCACUGGCUGUGUGGCAGCCCUGGGGCCCUGGGGGAGAUGGCAGAGCCACGGAGGGAAGGGCCUGGGCCCACGAGUCACCCUGUGAACUGCCUGCCAACUCUGAAUGCUACAUGAAAAUAAAUGUCUGUCCUUUCCAA